Morus notabilis is the source of this 2154-nucleotide messenger RNA. RefSeq names its product GATA transcription factor 26. The record is from RefSeq and is a predicted model, not a curated record. The coding region runs from base 180 to 1802 and encodes 540 amino acids. The transcript is spliced from 8 exons. NCBI's taxonomy places the organism in Eukaryota, Viridiplantae, Streptophyta, Magnoliopsida, Rosales, Moraceae. Gene Ontology annotation, biological process: regulation of DNA-templated transcription. Gene Ontology annotation, molecular function: sequence-specific DNA binding; zinc ion binding.
AUCCAUACCCAGUUGUAUAUGUUCAAAGAGAAUAAUCAUUUUUUCUUUUGUUUUGCAUAAAUUUUGACUUUCUCACUCUUUUUUUUUGUGUCUUUCUGUCAAUAAAUUAUUUCUUUUUUGCUCCUUUAUUCUUCUAUAAAUUUUCCAUCUCUUCAAUUUGUGGAAGAAAGAGAGAAAGCAUGGGCAAGCAAGGACCUUGCCAUCACUGUGGAGUUACAAGCACCCCCCUUUGGCGCAAUGGGCCUCCUGAGAAGCCAGUGCUGUGCAAUGCAUGCGGAUCUCGAUGGAGGACAAAGGGAACACUAGCAAAUUACACGCCUCUUCAUGCUCGGGCUGAGCCUGAUGAUUUUGAAGAUCACAGAGUUGCCAAGGUGAAGAGCAUAUCCAUAAACAAGAACAAAGAGGUGAAACCGCUUAAAAGAAAGCAGAAUCAUGAUAGUAUGGUGAUGGUUGGAGGGCUUUCAACUGAUUACAACCAGGGUUUCCGAAAGGUUGUGGACGAAGAUGCAAGUAACAGAUCUAGUUCUGGCUCAGCCAUAUCUAACUCUGAGAGCUGUGCACAAUUUUGCAGUGGAGAUGCUAGUGAUUUGACAGGUCCAGCACAGUCGGUGGUGUGGGAUACGAUGGUACCCUCUAGGAAAAGGACUUGCGUUAAUCGUCCGAAACAAUCUUCUGUUGAGAAGCUGACAAAGGAUCUUUAUACCAUUUUACAAGAACAACAGUCUUCAUACUUCUCUGGAUCUUCUGAAGAAGAUCUACUUUUUGAGAGUGAAACACCAAUGGUUUCGGUUGAGAUAGGACAUGGAAGCGUCCUAAUUAGGCAUCCCAAUGCCAUUCUUAGAGAAGAGGAAUCUGAAGCUAGCUCGCUUUCUGUCGAUAACAAACAUUCCCAUAGUAACGAGGCUUAUUCUCGGUCUGCAACCCUUUAUGAUAGCAUGGGUGCUAAUUUUAUCGGUCCAGGAAGUGAAAAGAUUAACUUUUCUGGACAAGGGAUGCAACAAGAGCAAGUUAAAAGGGAAAAGUCUCAGCAUGAGAUCUUCCAAAUAUUGGGAAGCCAUAAUUCACCGUUGCGUCAUAUAGAUUUGGCUGAUACUAUAAAUUUUGAGGAGUUCAUGAGAUACUUGACAAAUGAAGAGCAACAACAACUACUGAAGUAUCUUCCUUCAGUUGAUGUUGCUAAACUUCCUGAAAGCCUCAAAAGCUUGUUUGAUAGCCCUCAAUUCAGGGAGAACUUAACUUCCUUUCAACAACUGCUUGGGAAAGGAGUCUUUGAUAUCUCCUUCUCAGGGGUGAAACCCGAAGACUGUAAAACUUUAAAGAGGCUUGCAUUAUCCAACUUGUCGAAAUCUAAAUGGCUUGAACACUAUCAUCUUCUCAAGAAUUCUAAAAGUAGCUCGAGAGCAGCUGUUGUUGCUGGACCUAAUGUCACGGCGUCUAAUAAUUUUGCAAAUGCGAAGAGAUCACAAGACAGCCAAAAUAAAAAAUUUCCAGAAGUGAAGAUUGUGAUGAAGAGCCCCAAGAGGGUGAUAAUGAAGAGUAGUUAUGAAAAGAAAGAAGUCAUAGACAAUGACGGUUCUUGCUUUAGCCCAAGAAGCCUGUUUGCUUUGCCACCAGAUGGCAGCUCAUUCUUGCUGGAGUCAAUCAAUUUUGUCAAAGAAAGUUCCGAUCAGGAUCUGCUGCUGGACGUGCCAUCCCACGGCUCUUUCGCACAAGCAGAGCUUCUCCACCCGGCAUUAAGUUUUGGUUCCCAACAGACGAGCACUAGCAGUAGCUCUAUAUACCCACAUCUUCUCCAUCCCUGAAAACGCCGAGUGUACCCAGCAUCGAUCUGUAGGACUAUAUAAGAAUUUUCUAUGCCUGAGCUAGAAUCCAUGACUGCGGUUCACGUAUUUUUGCUUGGUAGACACAAAAAGAGAGAAAAAGAAGUCUGUGAAUGAGGUUUGAUAGUUGUUUCUUCUUUUCCCUUGACUUUUUGAACUUGGAAUUCUAGGGGAUGAAUUUGGGUGGGUUUUUGUUGUAUAGGUUGACAAUAGGUUGUAAUAUAUAGUUCAUUAUGCACAAGCGGUGAAAUUCUAGGUUUUUGUAUGAAAACUUGCAGCUUUUAGUCUUUGCUUGGCUAUAGUAAGCAUGAGAUAAAGGUGGGUUUUUUCUUAA